UAUUUUGUGCGCUAACUUAUCUUUAAUCACCAAAAAGCUACCCGAAUCUGUCAUCUUCGUUUACAUUCUCACAUUUAGAUAAAAUCCUGUAGAAUGCCAGUGACAAUGACGGAUCGAUUUGAUCUCAUGACCUUUUAGUACAAGUCGCGUUUCACUAAUUACGUAUACCCUUUCCUUCAUUAACUAUUUCUUUCUCUCACAACUCCAGUUUUAGGCAUCGUCUUUGCCGAACUGUGAUGGCAGUGGAGCAGUUGCACGCUAUUUCAAAUGUCCAUGAGUGUGGACGUCGUCCUGUCGGUAGCCGUGUCAUUAAUGGACAAGACGCUACCCCGCAUUCUUGGCCAUGGCAAAUCUCUCUUCGAGUCUAUGGAGGGCAUACUUGUGGAGGAUCUUUGAUUAGCCCUGAAUGGGUAGUCACCGCUGCCCAUUGUGUUCACAGGAAUCCUUCUCCAAGUCGCUACACAGUUGUUGUAGGCGCGCAUCGCCGAAAAGGAAAAACAAGUGUUCAACAGACUGCACGUGUUUCAAAGAUUAUUGAGCAUCCCAAGUAUGCAAGCAGACCAACAAGAAACGACAUCGCAUUAUUAAAACUUUCGCGACCAGUCAGAAUGAGCGACAAGGUUGCAUCUGUUUGCUUGACAGAAGCCAAACCUCCACCAGGAACAAAAUGUUAUAUAACAGGAUGGGGUGCUAUCAGAGGUGGUGGACCUUCGCCAGAUAUUCUUCAACAAGCUAUGCUACCCAUUGCUUCCCAUGACAAUUGCAAAAAGAAGUAUUAUGGAGUCAAUUCCUUUUCCCAUCUUUGUGCUGGAGAGGCUCGUGCAGGAGCAUCUGGUGGAUGUAAUGGUGACAGCGGCGGACCAUUGGUAUGCGAGGAUAGAGGGUCUUGGUUCCUGCACGGCGCUGUGAGCUUUGGGUUGAUGAACUGCCCAACAACACAUUAUACUGUGUUCGCACGCGUGUCGAGUUUUGUACCGUGGAUAAAACAAAACACUGGUAUUGGAGCGAGUGGUGGUGGGGUUAAUCCGCCGUCCCCGCCACCACCACCAACUCCGACUCAAGGGCCUCCACCACCUCCCACUACUCAGUCACCUCCAUCACCACCAUUACCACCCACGCAGGCACCACUACCCCCGACGUCAACUCCCUCAGGAAAUUGUAAAGACAAGGCUUACAACUGCAAAGACUUGAAGAAGUAUUGUAAUGAAGAUAAUAUAAGAAACAAAUGGUGUCAAAAAACUUGUGGGGCUUGUGAUCAAGAUUGCAAAGACAAAGCAUCAAAUUGUCAGAGUUUGCAGAAGUAUUGUGAUAGAAGCCCCACCAAGGACGUCUGGUGUCGCAAAACUUGUGGAACAUGCUAAUUUGAAGUCAACUAAUUAUUUCAGAAGUAAACACGUCACUAUUGAAUUGAGGAAAUCAGUGACCCCCAUUGCGCAUUUUAAUUUGAGUUUAUGAAAUCUGAUGAAGGGAUCUUCUUUUCUUAAUAUGAAAUGCUUGUUUUGUUUUGUGUUAUAUCAUUUAAUGAGUUGAAAUUGAAGGACAAAAAAA
Messenger RNA from Actinia tenebrosa (Australian red waratah sea anemone), 1548 nucleotides. RefSeq names its product chymotrypsinogen B. Lineage: Eukaryota; Metazoa; Cnidaria; Anthozoa; Actiniaria; Actiniidae. The record is from RefSeq and is a predicted model, not a curated record. Gene Ontology annotation, biological process: proteolysis. Gene Ontology annotation, molecular function: serine-type endopeptidase activity.